AACAGCUAUUGGCCAAUCGUCUUCAAACACAAGAAGAAGAGAGGAAGCGGAGGGUGAGGGUGGAAACAGCUACCCCACACUAGACUUCAUUGAAUGAGAUUCAACAUCAAUUAGCGUUUGUUUUGGUUCAGUGUUCUGCAUACAGAAUACGCUCAUAUUCAGUCAGAGGAACUUGGAUAGAAUUUUUUACACCUCUACAGAUCACGGUGGUCGGACUGAAGCUAGCAAGAUACACUGCAGGACUAACAUCAGUGAGCAGGAUGAGUGAAGCAGCGUGAAGGCACCGGGACGUGGAUUCUGUGUCUGUGGAGAGGCUAGCAAAGCCUGUGGCUGUCUAAUAUUACAAUAGGCAACUGUGUGUGUUUGUAGGUGACGAGCUGGCGCAGGUUGUGGGCUUUUCUUGGAUAAUGCGAGACAGUGGUGGUAGCCUAGCCCAGAACCGCUGGCAGAGAGACCUGGGUCUGACCGCUGUGGGGCAGAACGACACAGGAGGAGGUGGGAUUCCAGGGGACCGCCUCAUAGUCCCAGUGUCAGAUCACAGUGUAUCCACCCCCAUGCACCUGAGACUGGAACAUAAAGAAAAGGUGUGGACGGGUGAAUAUGUAGUGGAUGAGGAAGAUGGCAUAGGUGGGACUGAAGCAGUAGGUGAUGAUGAAGUAAACAACUUUGAUGGUGAAGACAUGGGUAAGUUUGACAGCAAGAGUUUGGAAAACAAUGAGGAGGAAGACGUUGAAGAGGACAGAGACCAGGAGGUGGAGGAGUGGGGAAUCUCAGAUUUUUCUUCCCAGUCUUCCCAACACCUUCAUUCACAACAGCACGAUCAUCAGAGACCAGAACAGAAGGCUGAAGAGUUCGGCGAGGCCCCCGUAGAUCAGGCACUAAGCCAGGCUGAAGUGGGAGACUUGUUUAGGUCCCACCUAAGCAGGUACAGGGCUCUGAGAAGACUCGGGCGCUUGCAGCGUUUGCGAUGCCGUGGAGGUCUUGGGUUUCGGCUCUCUCAGCACUGGAAGAGCUGGCGCCAGCGGGCCCGGUGGAUGUGCUCCGUAAGACACAGGUGGAGCCACAAAGGGCAAAGGAACGCUCAAAGGGACCAGAGGAGACUGAAACGGUAUGAGGAGCCCCCGUACAGGCACGAGGAGUAUGAUGGCAGUGAUGACGGGCACACAGAGUCUGACAGAGAUCAGCAAAUAAACGGCUCCUCCUCAGAAAAGCAGGAGGACAGAGUGAGGCUGGAGGCAGAGGUCAGGCCGGCAGAGCUGGCUCUUACUGAAGAACACACAAGUUGUGUGAAUGGUAUUCUGGAAGAGUCGCUACGGCAGUACGGCAGUUUGAUCCCCAUCCACGUGGAUGAUGUUGUGGAGAAACUUCAGGACAUCUUCAAUGAAAACUUCUCACACCCACACAGAAAAGCAGUGGUCCAACAUCUAAUACACUCCUUCCACCGCUCAUCAGGAUCUGUUGCAUGUAAAACAUUCAGAGUCAACUACAAACGGCAUGUUCUGACCAUGGACGACCUGGGCACCCUGUAUGGACAGAACUGGCUCAAUGACCAGGUGAUGAACAUGUACGGUGAGCUGGUCAUGGACUCUGUGCCAAAGAAGGUCCAUUUUUUCAACAGCUUCUUUUACGAUAAGCUAAGGACAAAAGGCUACGAAGGAGUCAAGCGGUGGACAAAAAAUGUCGACAUCUUUCAGAAGGAUCUGUUGUUGAUCCCCAUCCACCUUGAGGUCCACUGGUCGCUGGUCAGUGUUGACAUUCCUCGUCGAGCCAUCACCUACUUUGACUCUCAGAGGACUUUGAACAGGCGUUGCCCAAAGCACAUUUACAAAUACCUGCAAGCUGAAGCCAUCAAAAAAGACCAGCAAGACUUCCUGACAGGAUGGACCGGCUUUUUCAAAAUGAAUGUGGGCCGCCAGAACAAUGACAGUGACUGUGGGGCUUUUGUGUUACAGUACUGCAAGUGUCUGGCACUCGGGCAGCAGUUCAGCUUUGGGCAGCAGGACAUGCCCCGCCUCAGAAGACAGAUGUACAAAGAACUGUGUCACUGCAAGCUUAUGGUGUGACCCUUACUUUCCAUCCUUUGUGGCCAGCUACACCUGCUCCGUCCCUGAAAUCUAACAGGAUGGAGGGACAGUGUUAAAACAAGAGGAAAAUGGGAGCAAGUGACUGGGGGAAAAUAAACAUUACAAACCUAACUUUUUCUCUUCCACCAUGCAGAGAAAUUCUUCUAGAUGCGAACAUUGUUUGACUUUAUUUUUUCUGGUUUUGCUUCCCUCGGUUUGUUUGAAAAACACUGAUUUAAAUAUCAUGUCAUAGUUCUUUGUGGUUGUGAGAGGCCAAGACUAGCCAUCUUAUUUUGGGGAUGGGCUAGUUAUCCGUGUAAAGAUAGUCCACUAGUUUUCUGGUCGGAGAGGGAGCACUGAGGUACGGAAAAGCCUGCGUCCAGGAAGUAUGAAAGGAAGUCCCACAGUGGAGUUUGUGUUUAGAGGGCUGCAGUGACUUUUCCAUCCAGCCAGUCAUUACUUGACAUCUUUGCAAAAUGAAACGUACCCCAUGCUGUGGCCACCAAUAUGGACGAGCUGUUCAGCACAAAAUGUUUUCCAGUGUAUUACAGUGUGAAACUUCCAUGUACAAUAUUUGUAAUCCUUUCCUGCAGCCUGCUCAGCUGGAGUUCAGUGGGAAUGCAUGGUUAUGUUUGCAGGUAAAACUUUUUUCUGGUGAAUCUCAGGGAAAGUUGGAUUUCUGCAGCAUCCAUGAAUCCCACCUCAUACUGGCCCACACAAUAGAGACUUUCCCCCCUCGAUCGCUUUCAAGUCAUAAACCUUCAACAGUUUGUGGGAGAUUGAACUGAAAUGGCUCAAAGAAGUAUAUUUACAAUGCAUUUAAUUUUUUAACGUGUUUUAUCUCUGUCAGUAAUUGUGGUAAUAUGUUUGGGUUUCAUAAAAAAAAUCAAGAAAAAAGACUUUCUUUUUUUUGUUGUUGUUAUUAUUAUUUUUUCAUUUAGAGAUCUUCUGGUUAGUAUUUCUUUGAAAAAGCCAUUUUGUUGAGGACCACAAAUACACAACAGGCAUAAUAUGUCCACAGUGGAGAUACAGUGCUCUCUUAUUCUUUUUAUAACAAAAGAAAAUUUGUGAAUAGUUGUUUUUGGCUUUGCUUUUUUUUUUCCCAAGAAGGAGCUGAUGCAAGAGAGCUGUUUUAUAUAUCUUCUACAAUACGUUAUGACUGCUAAAAAUAAAAAUAUGUGGCAAACGUG
Molecule: messenger RNA, 3253 nt
Organism: Oreochromis niloticus (Nile tilapia)
Lineage: Eukaryota; Metazoa; Chordata; Actinopteri; Cichliformes; Cichlidae
Gene: senp3b
Product: SUMO specific peptidase 3b
Exons: 13
Coding region: 408-2063 (551 amino acids)
Biological process (GO): protein desumoylation; proteolysis
Cellular component (GO): nucleus
Molecular function (GO): deSUMOylase activity
Source: RefSeq, a predicted model, not a curated record